GAGAUUUGUUUUAGGACGAGAAAGAUCUGGGAUUUCUGGUUUGCAGGAGAAAAGGGACUUGUUUUCUACAAGAUUGUGAAGGGAAUCUGAAUACACUCUGACUUUGGACUGAGAAAAAGCGACUCGGUUCCAUGGCUUCUCUCCAGAUGACCAUAGUGCGGCUGGUUGCCCUGGUGCUCCAGCUGGCGACCGCAUCCCACACCGCGCUCUUGAGCCAGAAAGCAGUCUUUGGCAGCUCGUUCAGCGACAUCUACCGUCCCUUGAUUGUGCCGUUUGUGUUUGCUGUGUCUAUGGCGCGUUUUCUGCGGCAGCGCAAGGGAUCUCGGAGCGCGCGCAGGAUACACGCCGCGACCGUGGUUUACUCGACCGCGAUCCCGUUCGUCGCGCGCUCGGUGGGCGAGUACACGGGCAUGCUACUUGGGCCGUGGCUGGGUGCGUUUGUUAUGGACUGUGUUUGUUUUUAUCCGAUCUUGAUCGGCGCGGGCAGCAUGGCUGCGCGCAUCUUCCACUCGUCGACGUCUAAGGCGGCUAAAUCUGCCCUGGGCGAGGCCGGCGCGUCCGGCCUGCGCAUGGUUCUCAUCGCACUGUUUACGACUAGAUUAUUUAUGAUUUGCGAAGGACGGAUUAUCGGGCGACUGUAUGUCCCGCUGCUGGUCGCGGUGCUGCCGAGAGGGUAUAUGGCGUUCAAGCAGGCGGUGGUGAUCAACACGGCUGCGACGGCCGUGCUGGCGCUGCUGAGUCCGCCGCGCAAAUUUACGCUGCCGCUUGUGGCGUGCGCGAUCGCACUGCAGAUAUCGUAUUUUGGAGCGCAGACGAAUUUUGGUAACACGGAUUUGUCUGCGAUCGAUAACGGGGGGAUCGUAGCCUCGACGAUCUCGACGACCGGGUAUAUCUCUGUGGUGUCGAAACCGGAGAAGGGAUAUCUUGCGCUACGAAAUGACCACUCGCUGCUUGGAGGUGACUACAUCAAGCCCCCGCCUAGUGUUGCGAUACCAAAAGGCGCAGUCUGGACUCGAGAACCUAUCUAUUCUUCGUUCGCCAUGCAGGAGGCGGUCAGACUGGUUACGCCCGCGCCGGUAGGUGUGGAGCAGGACGGAAAACAAGUCAACAAUGCACUCGUGAUUGGUCUUGGGAUCGGAACCUGCGCAAAGGCACUGGUGUCGCACGGGAUCGCGACCGACGUCGUCGAGCUGGACACGGCCGUGCUGCAGUACGCGGUCGAUUACUUUGAGUUCCCGAUAAACCAGUCGCGGGUGACGAUCUGCGACGGUCGGUACUUCGCGCACAGCCUGGCGCAGACGCUCAAGUACUCGCCCGAAGCGGCGGCAGAGGAAGGUCUGCGGACGUACGACUACGUGGUCCACGACGUGUUUACAGGAGGGGUUGUCUCGCCCACGCUGUUCACGACCGAGACGUGGGAGGAUAUCAGAGGGAUCAUGUCGCCGGACGGCGUGUUGGUUGUUAAUCUAGGCGGCGACUUUGCGACGACGUUUACGAGGACGAUGCUGCGGACGCUCGUGCAGGGAUUUCGCGACAGCGGCGGCAAGUGCCGUGCGUUUCGAGAAGACGCGCCGCCAGACAGCAGCAGCAGCAGCAGCAGCAGCGACGACGGCGCACAGGAUUUUACAAACGCGGUGGUGUUUUGUCGGCGCGCGCGUGGAGGCGCGAUCGGGUUCCGGCAGCCGACGGAGGAGGACUAUCUGGGGUCGAUUGUGCGGCACCAGUCGCUAGUUCUGAAGCACGAGAUCGAGCUGCCGGUGUACCUCAGAGACAGCGAGGAGGCGCUGGAUCUACGCGGGGAAGCGGGCUGGCGCACAAUCGCGGACGACUCGACGAACCGGGUGUCGAUGCAGGCAGCGGACGGCGCGGCGCGGCACUGGUGGCUGAUGAACGGGGUGCUCGGCUGGCGGGGAUGGGCGCUGUGGUGAGGGAAGAGAGUAUUGUAAGAUAGACAAGGUAGAUAAUCUUGGAUGAGACCAAACAAAUCCACCCGGAGAAGCGGCGCCGGGGAAAGAUGACGUCAGCCCGGCGCAGGGUGCAGCACAAGACUCUUACCCGGCCUCGCCUCGCCGGGAUCCGAGCCGCCGAUGACGGGUCUGCGUGACUUUC
This is a messenger RNA of Myxozyma melibiosi, 2109 nucleotides long. RefSeq names its product S-adenosyl-L-methionine-dependent methyltransferase. Lineage: Eukaryota; Fungi; Ascomycota; Lipomycetes; Lipomycetales; Lipomycetaceae. The coding region runs from base 132 to 1928 and encodes 598 amino acids. The transcript has a single exon. The record is from RefSeq and is a predicted model, not a curated record.